AUGGAAACACGGGACCUCCAGGCAGACAUCGCGGUGCCGGGCAGGGAGAUGCAUCGCCUGGACUGUUCAUGCCGCUUCCACUGCACUCCCCCCCCUUCACUCAGGCACUCCACCACCUCCUCCACUACCUCAAGACCCACUAAACCACACCCAACACCCACUCCAACGCCUCCCCUUCUGCUUCACGGCUCCGCGAUGUCACUCAGGCCAGGCUCAGGAAGACCUCCACCAAUGCCUCAUGGCCUCAGGGCCAGCGAUGCCUCCAGGGAUGUCAGCCGCUGGUGGGCGAGGGCGCGGCAGCGAGCACCUGGUGGAAGCCCCUGCCCCGGCCCCGACACCGCCCCAGUCUACCAAGCCACAGGACGUUCAUGUUACCCCGCCCUCGCUAACGACCGCACCGUCACCAGCCGCCGCACCGCCGGCCACACUCGCCCGGACAAUAAUCCGAAGACGUGGGCCGGGCAACGCGGCCACGCUGAGGGCCACGAGGCGCGUUGCAGGGAGUGGCUGCCUCGCCGUGCCGGGAGUCGCCUCGCUUGUCACAACACUCCCCUAGGCGCCCCCAAGGACACCCGGGCAGCCUCCUCCGGCGAGAGCGAGGCCGGAAGUCAGCAGGCACCCAUCACGGCGCCCUCCCCGCGUCCCUCCCGCCCUGAUAUCGCUCACAUUUCACCAGCACCGUCGGCUCCAGCACGCGACCCCUCAGCAUCGCGGGACAUUAUCAGCGUGUGCAGCCGCCUCAGCAGCACCACGGCGGCCUCCCUCCCCUCCUCCCCUUCCCCGCCCCGAGUGUUAUCAAGGACCAAGGAAUAA
Eriocheir sinensis (Chinese mitten crab) is the source of this 813-nucleotide messenger RNA. RefSeq lists its product as uncharacterized. The coding region runs from base 1 to 813 and encodes 270 amino acids. The record is from RefSeq and is a predicted model, not a curated record. The transcript is spliced from 6 exons. NCBI's taxonomy places the organism in Eukaryota, Metazoa, Arthropoda, Malacostraca, Decapoda, Varunidae.